Molecule: messenger RNA, 8211 nt
Organism: Callithrix jacchus (white-tufted-ear marmoset)
Lineage: Eukaryota; Metazoa; Chordata; Mammalia; Primates; Cebidae
Gene: PVALEF
Product: parvalbumin like EF-hand containing
Cellular component (GO): cytoplasm
Molecular function (GO): calcium ion binding
Source: RefSeq, a predicted model, not a curated record
UGUGCCCAUCAGAUGACGCCUGCCCGCUCCCUUCUCCUGGGCCCCCACCGCUGUGUUCGGUCCCCGUGGACUGGCCCCAUUCCAACAUUUCAUAAAAUGGAAUUACACAGUAUGUGGGAUGUCUCUCUGCCACGCACGCCCCACUCACUGGGAUGUUCCCGAGGUUCCUCCUCACUCUGGCCUGCCAGUGCCCCAUGCCUUUCUGCAGCUGAGUUACAUUCCAUUGCGUGGACGGACCAUAUGGUGUUUAUCCAGCCGUGCCCUGAGGUCCGGGCUGCUUGCUGGGGACAGACUGCCAUGUUAGUGUCAUAUGUAGGGUGGGGUACACGGGACAGCAUGGCAUGGUGGGAAUGCUACAGGGUGAACCCCACGGAGAAGACUAUGGCAGGAUCGUGGACUCUUCCACUCUGACCCGCUCAUUCCACUACUGUGAACAUAGCCAAGGAAACCGAGGGGGUUCUUGGACAAAGACACUCAUUGCAACAUUAUCUGUAAUGCAAAAAACGCUGAUGCUUCUCUGUCUGGGUCCAGCAGCAGACAGCCAGCCAAGAAAGUUGCUGGGGCAGGGUGUGGUGGCUCAUACCUGUAAACCCAGCACUUUGGGAGGCCAAGGCAGGAGGAUCACUUGUGGUCAGGAGUUCAAGACCAGCCUGGGCAACAUGGUGAAACUCUGUCUCUACUAAAAAUACAAAAAUGAGCCAGGAGUGGUGGUGGGGGCCUAUAAUCCCAGCUACUCAGGAGGCUGAGGCAUGAGAAUCACUUGAACCUGAGAGGUGCAGGUUGCAGUGAGCUGAAAUCAUGCCACUGCACUCCAGUCUGGGUUGAGACUCCAUCUCAAAAAAAAAAAUGUUGCCUGAAUGUCGUCAGCUCCCAGGCACAACACGGAGCUGUCUUCCAUGGUAACUGCAGCGUUGUAGAGUCAUGUGAUAAAAUAUGACACCAAGAAAUCGGAUACCGAGGUCACAUCAGCUCCACGUAAGAACCAGAGGGGCAGAAACCAGCACGAAGAAAAGCCUGUGGUUUCAGGGUGGAGAAGAGGCAGCAUGAGACCUUCUCACUGUCGUUAUCGGGGUAUCAGAAAACAAAUGAACAGUGAAGCGUAUCCUUUCAGACCGGCCGUGGCUGGGGCAGGUCCUAAGUGACGUGUCCCUGUUCUGGUCUUACGCUGGUGACAGCCCUACUAGGGCCCUGCCCAGUGAGAGGUGCCCACAGAAGCCACCUGCCUCACAGAGAUGCCCUCUCCUUCCAGGGCCCUUAUUUUAGGGGCUUCAUGAGCAGGCCCUCGCAUGGCUCUCUGGCCCCUGUAGUGACCUGGGUACAGAUGGCUACCGAGGCCUGGCCAGUCACUGGAGGAAGCCAGGUUGUCCCGUGUCUUCUGCUGGUUUAUCAAACACCCUGGCCAGCCUCCCAGGACAUGCUAUUUUCACUAGUGAAUUCUACCAAACAUUUAAAGAACAAACACCAAUUCUUCUCAAGCCUUCCCAAACAAGUGAACUCAGCCACUCCUAACUCACUCUUGAGGCCAGCAUUACCCUGAUACCAAGCCAAAGAGAUUACAAGGAACGAAAAGUAUAAGCCAAUAUCCCUCAUGAGCACAGAUUUAAAAAUCCCCAACCAAAUGCAGGCAAGUUGAAUUCAGCAGCAUAUGGAAAGGUUUAUACACCAUAAUCAAGUGGGAUUUAUUUGUGGAAUGCAAGGAUGGGUUAACUAAAAAAUUCGAUCAGUGUGAUAUACUACAUUCACAGAAGGAAGAACAGAAAAUGUGAUCAACUCAACUGAGGUAGAAAAAGCAUUUGAUGGCUGGGCCCAGUGGCUCAUGUCUAUAAUCCCAGCACUUUGGGAGGCUGAGGCGGGCAGAUCACAAGGUCAGGAGAUCGACCUUCCUGGCCAUGGUGAAAUCCUGUCUCUACUAAAAUACAAAAAAUUAGCCAGGAGUGGUGAUGCACACCUGUAGUCCCAGCUACUUGGGAGGCUGAGGCACAGGAUCGCUUGAACCAGGGAGACAGAUGUUGCAGUGAGCUGAGAUUGCACCAUUGCACUCCAGCCUGGCGACAGAGCAAGACGCAGUCUCAAAUAAAAAAGAGAAAAGAAAAGAAAAAGCACUUGACAAAAUUCAAUGCCCUUUCAUGAAAUGCUCAACAAGCUAUGAAUAGAAGGAAACUACCUCAACAUGAUAAAAACCAUCCAUGAAAAGCACACAGCAAACGUCGUAUUCAGUGGUGAAAGACUGAAAACUUUUCCUCUGAGAUCAAGAACAAGAAAAUGUGUGAACUCUUGCCACUCCUGUUCAACACAGUUGGUACUGGAGGUUCCAGCCGGACCAGUUAAGCAAGAAAAAGAAAGGAAAGGCACUCACAACGGAAAAGAAAAAGUAAGGCUGGGCGCGGAGGCUCACGCCUGUAGUCCCAGCAUUUUGGGAGGCCAAGGCAGGUGGAUCGCCUGAGGUCAGGAGUUCAAGACGAGCCUGGCUACCAUGGUGAAACCCCAUCUCUACUGAAAAUACAAAACUCAGCCAGGUGUGGAGGCAAGAGCCUGCAGUCCCAGCUCCUGGGGAGGCUGAGACAGAAGAAUCUCUUGAACCUGGGAGGCUAAGGUUGCAGUGAGCCGAGAUUGCACCACUGCACUCCAGCCUGUGGGACGGAGAGCGACACCAUUGCUUUAAAAAAAAUUAAAAAAAAAGACUGUUUUCUUUUUUUUUUCCCUUUUUUGUUUUUGAGACUCUGGAACCUGGUUCAUUUCCUCAGCUCCUGGGGUCUCUUGAAGAAGGAGGAUGAUGGAGCCUCCCUUGGGGGGCUGCUAUGGCAGUUGUCUGAGACCCCUGGGGCCCAGCCGAUGGCAGAUGAUACUGUUAUUAUACUCAUUGUCACCUGUCAUGUAUCAUGUGACCGUCACCUUCAUUAGUGGGGACAACACCCUCACACCUCCAACAUGGGCAGGCUACCACAGCCUAUAUCAGGGGCCUGGAGGUCCCGUGGCCUCCAAUAGAAAGCCAGGGCCCCCACCCCGGCAGACAGCGCCAUCCCUGGCUUCCUCACAGGCCUGUCGUGCCCAGCAUGACCACCCCACAGGGAUGGGGCUUUCACCACCACCCUCCGUGGCAGAAAGUGACCGUGCCCUUGGUAUGCAGAGCCAGCCAGGGAUCACCCUGGCCCUCCCUGCUCACCACCGCAGAGGUGCCGUGGUUUGGGAGGCGGGUGUGUCAUGGAUAAGCUUUGUCAUAUAUGAACCUGGAGCCUCCCACCCCCACCGGCCUGCAGGCUGUGCUGUGUCCCUUCCACCAGGCCCAAGCCCCAAGGUCAGGCCAAAGCACCCACUUGGCUGCCCCUUCAAACCCCACCCAUGUGCCUGGCCCUGCAGCAGAGCUGGGAGGGCAGGGUCCCUAGCCUCAGUCUCCCUGCACCCUCCACUAGCCCACAGCCCCUCCCACUGCGCACGACCUGCUGCGCUGGAGGCCUGAGGCCUGGGUUCCAGCCCCAUGACCUCAGGCAGGCCCCUUGGCCUCUCUGACCUUGGGCUUCCAGCUGCCAUCUGCCCACCCGACCUUGCUCGCCCUCCUACCCGUUCACUGGUGCCCUCUGCUCCUCCCUAACCCCACCCCAGGUUUGGGGAGGCCAGGAGCUGCAAAGGGUCAGUUUGCCCAGCCGGGUGUAGACUCACCAAGUGCCUGUGAGCCCCUGGGAGCUGCCCAUGCCAGGCUGGAGUGCCAGGGAGGCGCGGGGACAGCUGCAGACCCAAGAUGUAAACAGGCGUGCAGGUAUAAAAGCUGAAGCCCCUGGGCCUCUCUGAAGCCCAGUCUGACCCACCUUCCAGAGCUCCCUAAAGAAACCCGGCAGAGGGCCAGGAUGGAUGAGGACUUCUCCUCCCAGAUGAAGAAGAUGGCCUUGGCCAUGGGUACAUCUCUGUCAGACAAGGACAUUGAAAUGCUACCCACGGACAUGAGAUACCACGGGUCCUUCAACUACCUCAAGUUCUUCGAGCACAUGCGCAAGUUCCACGCCUUGGGCCAGCUGGACGAUGCCAUCCGCAAGGCCUUCCAGGUCCUGGACAAGGAUAAGAGCGGCUUCAUCGAGUGGAACGAGAUCAAGUACAUCCUGUCCAUCAUCCCCAGCAGCGGGCCCACAGCCCCGCUGACGGACGAGGAGGCUGAGGCCAUGAUCCAGGUGGCGGACACUGACGGGGACGGAAGGAUCGACUACAAAGAAUUUUCUGAAUUGAUAAAAAAGGAGAAAAUUCCUAAGAAGAAGUAGCACCAUGACCAGCCCUGGCCAACCGAGUGGCUCCUGUGGGGUAACUCGGGGUGACUACACGCCUGGGCAGAAGUCACUGGGGCCUGUAGGAGGAGCCAGCCGUGAGGGUGGACCCAGCUCUUGCCAGAAAAUGGAAGAAAAGCAGCAUGAAGUGAAUGAUGCAGCCUCGUGUGUCUGUUGGGGGUGCUGGUGUGAACUGUGGUGGGGGUAGUAGGAUCAGGGCCAUGGGUGACGACAGCUGGGGGGCAGGGCGGGCAGGUGAGGAUGGGGAGGAAGACGGCCUUCUCCUAUCCCUGAGCCCCACCUGGCUGUGGGCACGCCUGAGGGCGGCCUUGCUGGGAGGUUCCAUCCAGGUAGGACUCCCGGUCAGCAGGUACAUGGUGCUCUCUGGGCCCAGACCCCUGAAGGGCCCCUUCCCAAUCUGCAAUGGGCCUGGCCUGGGCCACUCGGGGCCACACACCCCCACUAUACACAGCAGCUGCCUGAAUGUGGUACGGGGACACCUGCAGCCCCCAGGUGCCCUCUAGUUCUUGGCAGAAUCACCCAAAGCACCCCAAGACCCUCCUCCACCCCUGUCUCCUGACUGCUCAGGCUCCUGGGCUGGCUUUUCUACCUCCAAGUGUCUCCCUCCAUGAUGCUCCUCUCCCCACUUAGUACUUCCAGUGUGACCCCAGCCCAGCUUUUGGGCCUCUGUCCCCCUGACACUCACUUGCCUAGAGCUCCCCUUCUAGUGGCCUAAGGCCCCCUGGCUCCCCAGGCCCUGUGUGGGAGGAGCAGCAGGGGCCUGGGCCCCGUGGUGCCAUUUGUGGAUGUGAGCAUCGGCCUCCAGCCGCUCACCGGCCACACAGGACUCCAGGCUCUCUGGGCUGGUGGGACUUAGGACACUGGGGACCUGAGUCCUGUCUCACCCCAGAAGGGAAGACACCUGCCCAUCAGGGGAGCCCUUGCGGGGCUUAGGGGAGCCAGAACGGUGCUGCUCCCGGAGCGAGCAAGGCAUUUGUUGGUGUCAGUUUGUCGCAGUGGCAAGAAUUAGGCUGAUUCACACCAUCCUCACGGCCCACCCGUAGGUAACUACUUGGGGAGCAGGACCUGGUCCAGGGCUGCAGCUGGUGCCCCUCAAACCCCCAGGCCGCCAAGGUUGCGCUGCAACCCUUGACCUAUGACUCCCCUAUCCAGAGAGCAGAGGUGCCUCUGGCCACUGCUCAGCCCCACUUGAGAACCGGGGCGUCCCCUCCCAGCUCCAUCUCAAAAUACACACAGAGCCCGAGCCCCUGCCCACACCACCCUGCCAUGGUCACUCUUGCCUGGGCAGCCACCACAGUCUCCCGGUUGGUCUCUCUGCCUCUACCCUCUGAAGGUUCAUUCUCAACUUGGCAGCUGGAGGCCUCCCUCUGGGAACCCUCCUAGGGCCCUCCUCUCACACAGGGUGAAGCCAGGCCCUAGAGGCCUCAGACUGUGGUUCCCACUUUCCCUCUGACCUGAGACCCCCCCACGCCCUGCCCCUCCCCAUGCAGCCACGGGGCCCCCCUGCUUCCUCAACCAGGCACCAAUCUGCUCCAGGGCCUUUGCAUGGUUGGCCCUCAGCCCAGCACGCUCUUCCCUAGACAUCCCGUUACCAGACUCCUUCGAUGUUUUCUGCAAACGUCAUAUCCCCACGAGGUCGUCUUCACCUGCCCUAUGUGGUAUUUCGCUCACCCUCAUUAGCAUCCUGCAUCCCUCUGGACCAGCUCUUUUCCCCAAAGCACUCCCCGUCCCCUAAUACACUAUGACAUUGGCAUACAUACUGCAUUAAUUAUGAGCAAAGCAUGGGUGCUGAGACCCAGAGUGAGUGCAGGUGGCACAGGCUGCCCCAUUGGGCAUCUGCCAGUCAAUAGCAGGGCGAGGGGCCGCUGGGUAGCCUCCUGCUGUCCAGAGCCUGUCCAGGAGGAGGGGCUCUGGCUGCAGAUGCUAUGGGCUACCCAGUGGGAGUACGAACAGCGGAGGACUGACCUCACCAACUGGAGGCUGCCCUCACAGUCAGUCCAGACCCCAGCGUCGGCCCCUGCCCCUCCCUCCCAGCCAGAGCCACAUUGAGCCUGAGGGACAGGGGGCUGGCAAAAGUCAGUCCCAGGGCCAGACCCAGCCCCACACUGGCCAAGCCUGGUUUUGGACUGUCUAGGACAGCUUUGUCUUCACUGUGCUUAAAGAGGCCGUAGAAAGUUUGAAAAUAAGAAGGGGCUGGGCACGGUGACUCACACCUGUAUCCCAGCACUGUGGGAGGCCAAGGCGGGUAGAUCACUUGAGGCCAGGAGUUCAAGACCAGUUUAGCCAACAUGGCGAAACCCCAUCUCUACUAAAAAUGCAAAAAUUAGCUGGGCAUGGUGGUGCUAGCCUGUAAUCCCAGGUACUCGGAAGGCUGAGGCAUGAGUGGAGGCUGCAACUCUGGAAGUGGAGGUUGCAGUGAGCCAAGAUCACACCACUGCACUCCAGUCUGGGUGACAGAGUAAGAUUCUGCCUCAAAAAAAAAAAAAACACCCCAAAACAAAACACAGAGACAGCAGGGUUUCACCACGUUGCCCAGGCUGGUCUCAAACUCCUGGGCUCAAGAGACCUGCCUAGGCUGGGCGCAGUGGCUCAUGCCUGUAAUCCUAGCACUUUGGGAGGCUGAGGUGGGCAGAUCACCCGAGGUUAGGAGUUCAAGACCAGCCUAGCCAACAUGGUGAAAGCCUGCCUCUGCAGAACACAUGUUAUUUUUAAAUAUGUAAAGCAUUUACCAAAAUUGUCCAAACACUGGGUCCUAAAGCAAGAUUCAAUCAAGAGGAAGAAUUGAAAUAAUAUGGCACAUUCUCUGACCACAGAGAAGCUAGAAGUUUAAAAAUAAAGGAAGCAAUGCAAUUCUAAACAGCUAUGGUCAAAGGGACCAGCCUGCAAAUUAGAAUCUGUUUCACACCUAAGAAUAAUGACAAUAAAACGUGCCAACUUGUGGUCGCAGCUCAAGUGGUGCCUUGAAGGAAAUUCAGGGACUUAGGUGCACAGACGGGAAAGGAAAAAGGGCUGGGAUCACUUCUCUAAGUGUCCUUCCCAAGAGAUUAGAAGGACAGAAAAGGAAAUGGGCAGGAGGGGACAGAGAGAAAGGGUGAACAUUCGGAAACGUUAAAGGUCUUGCUUUCUGUCAGUCUCCUCUGCUGGAACGUAAACCCCUCGAGGGCUGGGUGGUCUGGUCUGGUUGUGGCUGUACCCCAAAUUCUAGGCCUGGCAUGGACAGAGCAUGGAAACUGUCACAGAAGCAGGCUCUGCCAGGGAGAGAAUGGAGUAUGAGGGUGGUGAGCCAGAUGGGGUGGAAUGAACCCAGCCAGAGUCCAUUUGUGCUUCUAAGGUCUGGCUCCUGCCCCAAAGCCCUCCCCUUACCCCCAACAGCCCACCAACCUGGACAGGUAAGUGAUCCAGCUGAGGGAAGGGAGCCCGGCUUUCUCAAUGGUAGAGACUCAGGGUUCCCCCCACUGUGGCUCAGAGACCCCUACAUCCCCCUGGGGACCCCCACAGUGUCUUGCUGGGUGAAGCCCAGCUCUGGCUUACUGUCUGAUGGGCACUAGUACUACCCGGAGCAGAAGGAGCUGGAAGGCUCAGGCAAUAGGUUUAACCUGGGCCUUUCCCAGAAUGCUGGGACCUCAUAGCCGCCCCUGAAGCACAGAGCCACUCCCUGCCCACCCCACUCCCAGUUUCCCAAGCUCCACUCCCCAUAGGGAGGAGAAAUGGCAUCUCAUCCCCCUCUCUCGGGCACCCCGUCCAGGUGAAGCCGCCUGGCAGACAAGCCUUCCCUGUGCCUCAACCUCUCAGAGACACGCUUCUCAUCAGCAGGACACGUGAGGCCACAAGGCUGGAGGGCGGCACGGAGACAGAAAUGAUACACGACCCCAGUCCCUUAUGUCAAACGCAAAUUGUCUUUCUUGUAUGUGACAACUAACAUUUGAAUUAAAAACCAACA